Messenger RNA from Exserohilum turcica Et28A, 4695 nucleotides. RefSeq lists its product as uncharacterized. Bases 75 to 4655 code for a protein of 1526 amino acids. The record is from RefSeq and is a predicted model, not a curated record. The transcript is spliced from 3 exons. Gene Ontology annotation, cellular component: trans-Golgi network. NCBI's taxonomy places the organism in Eukaryota, Fungi, Ascomycota, Dothideomycetes, Pleosporales, Pleosporaceae.
CGCCAUCGCAGCAUCACACCCCUGAUCAAUCCGAUCGUCAUUGACCAGAAGGUCGAAAAGUCCCCGAUGUUGAGAUGGCAGCCGAUCCUCUGUCCCCGAUCGCGCCUGCGCGCAUUCGGGCCCUGCUUCUCCCCGUGGGUCGCAUCAAGCGUUCGCGAUACCUAGCUUUCGUCGACCUUUUGCAGCAGGAGUCGCUCGUGCGGCUGGGCGACGUAAGCCCUGAUCCUCGGCCUGACCGCAAUAUGUUUUCCCCUUUGGCAUGGCCUGACGGAACGCUGCUGUAUGACAUGUCGCCAUCUAUGCCGUCGGCUUACCACCUAUCAUUGUCUCCAUUUGAGCAGUUCAGGGAGCCGCUGCUCGUGAUAGGGCUUGGAGAUGCAUCCGAGUAUGCAUGGCUACAGCCGUCACAUGCGCCAGAUGAGAGCUCAGCCGAAACGUUUGACGAGCCUCCACCUGGCGAUGAAGACGCCAAUUCGAUUCUUUUUGGUAUAGAUGAUCUCCGAGAGCAAUUUCCUAGGACAUAUCUGCACCGUCUGAUAAUGUUCGAUUCUUCGUCCCAGUCUCGGCAUCCACGGUUGCCGGAAGAAACACUUCUAGUUCCUCCGAAAUCGCAACUCAAGACCACGACGAUGAAGACUCUGAUAUGCGAUCUCACUUCCACUUUGCUAGCAGAAAUGACAACGCUGGCCAAGUCUAUUCAAGCUCUUCCUACUUUGACAUCCCCAGCUUCCCAAAAUGGCGCAGCAGAGCUCACGCCGAGCUGGGCCACAUCCGACAUGUCGCAACUGGGCAGACGUAAUUCGCAAGUAUCAAACCCAAGUAGGCCCGUAACACCUGUAUCGAACAUCCAGAAAGAUACGCAACGCGCAUCAAUGCCCAUACUUCCGUCAAGCUCUGGAACUUCGUUGUCUACUGAAGACGGCCGGUCUGCUUCAGUCGGUUCACAAGGCGGAAGGACACCUGCUACUACUUUUGAUGAGAUUUCCGGAGUCAAUGCAGGCAGCACUCCGCAUCAACCACCAAACAACUCUGCAAAACCCAGUGCGCCCGCAAAGAAUACACUAGCUGACCGCGUCUCCCUCCAAGGGUUUGGAUCUGGCGGAGUAGGCGAAAGAGCCCGAAACAAAGGCCGUGGUCGCAUCAGCAUCGUGAUUGGUACCCUGUACAUGUGCGCUGGGCAAUGGACUGAGGCUGUACGAGAACUCACAGAGGGCGCAGCAAAAGCACGUGCCUUGAGCGACCAUUUAUGGCAUGCAAAAGCCCUCGAAAACAUCAUGAUACCCCAAGUUUGCUAUUCAGGGUCUGAUAGAUCGAACAACAAAUCACCAAACCACACACCAGGCAACAGCAGUCCAGAUGUUUCAGCAUCUGCUAAGCAGCAAAACCAUGACAAUUCAGUUGACAAUCUCAGUUUCCUGCUGCCAGAUCUGAUAACCAUGAUCUUGAAUCUGUAUACGCGGGCAUCCAACUUUGCGGGUGAAUCCCUACCACCACUCGCCUUUUCGGAAUGUAUCAUACGGUUCUCCAAGUUGUUGGCCGCUAUCAAUCUAUCAGCAGGGUACCUGGAUGACGAUGCAUUGCGGCAUCUUGUCCAAAACACACCCUACAAACAAAAGGCGCGCUUGUCCGUCCCAAGGCUCAACGUCCAUCCGACGCGGAAUGAUAUAGCUUCAAUGCUGUUCCGCGCAUUACCAGGCCCAGUCGAAGCGUCCGGAAUGAGUCCUACAGACCGCGUAGUGGUAAUGGCUGGUGUUGCUUCAGUUUUGUCAUCACUCGGAUUGCAGCGCAAGAAAGCCAUUGUGAUGAAAGAGUUCAUCACAUCUCUUAUUCCUGGUCUGAUUCAAGCCCGAAAGGUGGGGGCGGCUGAAAUGGGUGUCCAUCCUGCGGCUGGCCUUGCUGCUCUCAAUAUUGCAAGUGGCAGUCACUCGGGCGCGGGCGCCCUCAGUGUUGGAGAGGGAGAAGCUGAGCAUGGAAUUGACGCAUUCCUCGGGCUACUAGGCCGGAUAUAUGGCAUUCCCAAUUCGAAGGGAAUUACACCAGAUAUGAUCAUACCCACUCAAAAGAGAGACAACCAAGACAACGCACCGGAUAACAUUGCAAGCCAACGCGUGGUUGAUGAAAUUCUUGCCGUCUCCUCCAUGCGGGCCUUUGGGAGUCUCAGUCUCAAGCUAGAAGUCCUUCGAACAUGUUUAAGCUUUUGUGAAGCUUUGCCAGAUUUCGAUGGUGUUCUUCAUUUCACCGCCCUCUUGCUGAGGGUUGCGGGUCCUGGGACUGCGCCAAAGUCCAACAGCACCGACGUGUUUGUAUCUCUCCCACGAGACGAACAGAUACGGCUGUACUCGAACAUCUCAAGAACAGUCAGUGCAGCCAAGAAGCUUGGUCUUGAGCAUGUGGAAACAGAGUACUGGGAUGAUUUCCUCGUUCGUGGAUUAUUCAUCCUGGAUGAAACCGAGCCUCUUCGGUUGACCCAACGUCAAGGGACCGAGCUAAAGUCUGACACCAAAGGCCAAGACGGACCUUUUCUGUACAAUGCUUGGGUCAAGGAGCCACAGACGACGACUGCAAACACCAUUCUAGUUGCCAACGAAGAGUAUCGAUUGAUCAUUGCCUUGCAGAAUCCUUACGACUUUGAGCUUGGAGUGGAGUCGCUGAGAUUUGCUGCCGAGGGUGUCGAGUUUGUUGGUGUGGAACGACACUUCCUGCUCGGACCAUACAGGACGCAGAAGUUCCAGAUCACAGGGACAGCACGCUCGGCUGGUGAAUUGAAAAUUAUUGGCUGCUAUGUAAAACUGAUUGGAUGUCGGGAGCGGCUGUUUCCCAUUUUCCCUGAGCCAUGGAAGCCUGAAAGGGAGCCCAAAAUGAAGCAGCUAGGACUGAAGGCGUGCCUAGGAGCUCCAACAUCGAGGCCGCCAUCAUCCCUGGCCCCCAUUAUCGACCGCAAGGCGGCGUCCCAACCCAAGCCGGAAUCGCUCAAGUUCUCUGUAAUACCAGAUCAGCCCGUCAUUGUUAUAACUAACGUAUCCCUACCCCAAGCAGCAGUCAUGGUGCUCGAGGGUGAGAGGAAGCGGUUUACAAUUACCGUUAAAAAUACUUCAUCCACGACUGCCGUUGAUUUUGUUCACAUAUUCUUUCAGGAUACUGCAAUGGCCGCAAUACACGCAGCAACAUCAAACAAAGAUCUUCCGCUAGCCGAGCUACACGAGCUAGAGGUCCAGCUUGCGCAUUAUCCGUCACUGCGUUGGUGUCAAAGCCCAGACGAAGAGUCGCCGUGUAUCAAACCAGGCGCAGAGAUGGACUUUACGAUUGAAGUUGUUGGCCGGACCCGACUCACAGACGCCACUAUUCAGAUUGACUACGCCAAUCUUGGAAAGCGAAGAUCCGAAAUCGAAGAUCAGUUCUUCACUCGCCAGGUGUCUGCUCAUAUCUCCAUUACUGUGAAUGCAAGCGUUCAACUGCAGCGGCCAGAUCUAGUACCCCUCUCUGGUGACAUAUGUUGGGCUGCACCGACUCCAGAACCUGCAAAACCCAUAGUCUCCGGCAAAGCUGAUGCCCACCUCCGCUCCUUCAUAGAGCACAAGAAGACGCAAGGUCACGACGACGAAUACUGCAUGCUUCUGCUUGACCUUCGAAACUCCUGGCCAAACCCCCUAUCUGUCAAGUUGGAAGCACGACAUUCGACCAGCUCCGCCUCCGACGGCGAUCCCUGGAAAAAUGCCUUUGCUGUCAAUGAAAUCAUCCAACCCGGCCACGUCAGCCGUGUUGUCCUCAUCCUCCCAAGGGUGUACCUAAGCGCACCUCACGCAGCCGUGCCGUCGCUCAACCCCGCCAACCAACGCCAAUUCGUUGUCAGCACCAGCAAGAUCUCACCCGAAACUGAGCGCGCAAGCAGAGAAGCCUUCUGGUACCGGCAAUCGCUGCUUGACCUGAUUCGGGGGACGUGGACUGAAGAAGACGGGGCAGAAAACAGCCGCCGACACGGCACCCUCGAACUCCGUGGCAUACGGCUUUCGCCCCGCAUGGUCGAAGCCAUCAAGCUGGACGACCUGGCCAUUUCCAUGAGUCUAAGCCCAGAUCACCCAUUGAUGCCCGACCAAAAAGACCAAGAAGAAGAAGACACGCAAUCGGAGCCCGAAAUCGAGCAGCUGGGCCGCGCCAAAUUCGCCGUCAAAACAGACGCCUUCCUCACGCUCACAACAACACUGCACAACCGCAGUCCCCACGCUAUAUCCCCGCUUCUGCGGCUACAACCACACAUCUCGCAGCUCCCCCACGCGCUCGCACUCGACCUCGACAAGCGGCUCUCGUGGACGGGCGUGCUCCAGCGGAAACUGGCGCUGCUACACCCCGGUGCGACACUGACGUGUGAAUUGGGGCUUGUGCCGUUGUGCAGUGGCACGUACGAGGUGGGUGCUCUGGUUGAGGAAGCCGAGGUUGUGGGUGAGAUGAUGCGGGGGAGUGGUGGUGGUAGUAUUAGUAGUAGUGGUAGUGGCAGCGCGAGUGUUGGUGGCGAAGGGAGUGGUGGCGAGGCGGAGGCGGCGGAGAAGGAAAAAGAGAAGGACGAGACAGAGAGGGUGUUGCAGGGGGAUGUCCUGGGGGAGAGGAGGCUGAGGACAUGGGUGUUGAGGGAGCCGUGCGUUGUUGUUGCUAGAAGGUAGUGUUCGCGUAGCCAAGUGUAGUGUAGUGUAGUGUUUUGAG